AUGGCGCCCCCACCUUCCGCUUCGCUGCCACUGCAGCAAAGACUGAUUCAACUCGCGCAGACUCUCCAGUUUGCUUGGUUUGUUGGACAUUUGACGCUCCUCUUCUGCAUCGCCAGAUAUGGCCUGUCCUACAUCACCUUCAACUUCGCUUCAAGAUGGGCUAGGUUCUCCUACCGCACUGCAUUCGUCUCGGCCGCUGUGACGUAUGGAAUCGUAGUCUACAAGGCUUUUCGUGCUCGCUCAAGAGGUGGAGCAAAGGCUCAAGCCGGCCCUUUGGCUCUGGCUUCUGAUGAGAACGUCCAAUAUUUAGCUAUGGCACUGGUUUGGCUCUUCUCGCCUCAAUACCCGCUCGCCAUGCUCCCCUUCGGGAUCUACUCCAUUUUCCACGUCGCAACCUACACGCGCACAAAUCUGAUCCCCACUCUCCAGCCAGCGCAGAGCGUUGCCCCCGCAGCAGGAGCAUCCCCUUCCGCCAAGGCCACGACAAAGCCAAACGCAACCGCCGACACUAUUGGCAAGUUCGUCAAGGAAUACUAUGAUGCUUCCAUGGGCCUCGUUGCUCUCCUCGAGAUCCUUCUUUGGGUCCGUAUCUUGUUCUCCGCCAUCCUCUUCACUAAGGGCUCCUGGAUUCUCAUCGCUAUCUACACUGCUUUCCUCCGUGCUCGCUUUGCCCAGAGUAGCUUCGUGCAAGGCCAGUUCAAGCAGAUCGAGGCUAGAGUCGAUAGCUUGGUCGGUGCCCAGUCCACCCCUCCUGUCGCUAGACAGAUCUGGGAUACUGUCAAGACUGGAUCCAGAACCUUCCAUGAUGCUACCGAUGUUGGAAAGUACGUUGGUGGUGCCCCAGCACAGAAGAAGGCUUCUUAA
Molecule: messenger RNA, 864 nt
Organism: Cadophora gregata
Lineage: Eukaryota; Fungi; Ascomycota; Leotiomycetes; Helotiales; Ploettnerulaceae
Exons: 4
Coding region: 1-864 (287 amino acids)
Biological process (GO): membrane organization; endoplasmic reticulum tubular network organization
Cellular component (GO): endoplasmic reticulum; membrane
Source: RefSeq, a predicted model, not a curated record